AUGAAAGAGUGGCUGCAAGAGGAGCAACAGAUGAUCCCAAAGCUCACGGAAGAUCAAAAAGCUAUGCUGGAUAAUUUGCCGCAGAUUAAUAUAUCUAAUGAGCGCCUGAAGAAGUUAUGUAUGCCAUGGAAGGAUGCUGUGAUAGUUACAGUAUUGGGAAGAAGCAUGAUGUUGAAGGUGAUGCGUGAGAAGAUUGAGUGGAUUUUGAAAUCGUCGAACUUUGAACUCAUUGACCUGCUAAAUAAUUAUUUUACCUUUGGAUCAGAAGAUAAAGCUCUGAGCCAGAAACUACUUUUUGAAGGCCCAUGGCUUAUACAAGGCCAUUAUCUUGCAGUACAAAGAUGGUCUCCAAAUUUCAACCCCUAUAGCAACUCGAUAGGAAAAAUAGCUGUAUGGGCGAGGGUUCCUACGCUGCCAACGCAUUGUUACUCUGAAGAACUAAUGCUAGAAUUAGGUAAUAUGUGUGGGAAGGUGCUGAAGGUUUAUAUGAAUACCUUAGCCUACUGUAAGAACAGGGGAACUAUGAUGGAGCGAGGACAUUUUGCUAGAGUUAGCGUUGAGGUGGACUUGAAUCAGCGACUAAAAUCCAAAUUUGUUAUCAGAAAUAGAAUUUACAAAGUUGAGUAUGAAGGUCUGGAUGUAGUAUGA
Messenger RNA from Prosopis cineraria, 648 nucleotides. RefSeq lists its product as uncharacterized. The record is from RefSeq and is a predicted model, not a curated record. The coding region runs from base 1 to 648 and encodes 215 amino acids. NCBI's taxonomy places the organism in Eukaryota, Viridiplantae, Streptophyta, Magnoliopsida, Fabales, Fabaceae. The transcript has a single exon.